Messenger RNA from Cherax quadricarinatus, 3526 nucleotides. RefSeq lists its product as uncharacterized. Lineage: Eukaryota; Metazoa; Arthropoda; Malacostraca; Decapoda; Parastacidae. The record is from RefSeq and is a predicted model, not a curated record.
GUACAGUAGUCACGGUGCAGUCACUUGUUGACCUGCCUAGAAAACGGAAGGUGAGGCAGAGCUGACGAAGUUUACCUACUUAGUGAGUGAACUCGCAGGUGUUAACAUGUGACUUGUGCUGAACUCUCAAGUGUUAACUUGGUGGUUUGUUGCUACCAUUAAAUAUUGUUGAAACUGUAAACUGUCAUUCAUGUACAGUGCUUUUUAGAUCUACUACUGGUGCUACCAGUGCUUCUACCAGUGCUACUACUACUGUUGCUACUGGAAGUACUACCACUAAUGCUACUAAAAAGUACCUUUGAAACACGAAUCUCAUUGUCAAUUUUAUACAUAAAAGAGUCUGACACGUUGAAUCAACCCACAAGACGACUUUUAGUAUUCAGCGUCCAAGCAUUUGUGAUUUGUUUUAUACUAUUCAGCCGGAGUUUGUGAAGACUAGUUUUACUUUUAAGAAAUGGUCUCGCAAUUUCCUAAAAUUCCUAGAGACUACAUUUCCUUGGAUUUAUGUCAUGAUAUGUGCCCCGUGCAACAGCUUGUCCCUGACUUUAUUGAGUCUUCUCUGAUCUAUGUGAAAAGCACUUCAGCUAAUUAAUGUACGAUUUAGUAAACUCUAAAGACUAAUAUUAACACCGAAGGUAGAUAUAAUACAUUCGAAAAUCUUUUGUACACAGCACGGGAAUCAAAAUGGCUCACGUGACCGUGGUAGAAGUGGAAGAGUCUCUCCUGAAGACCUUCAGUGAGGAGGCUGCAUUAAGACAAGGCGACGACGCAUUCAAGGCUGAUACACAACAUAAGCAAGACUGCAGAGUUUGCCAGAGUAUUGUCACUCAAGAUGGACUCUGCCAGUGCCUAGUCCCCCAGAUGAGAGCCAAGGUUGAAUUUUUAUUUGUUAACCUUAAUAAACUGCAGCAGUCUGGUGUUGCACACACGGCAAACAUGCAUGCCAACAGCCAAGAUAUUCCAAAGAUUCACACAUCGAGGGAACUCUUUAGAAAACCGAACAUUAUUAAUCAGAAUGUUGGGGUGACAGGUUCAGUGUUCAUGGUGUCUGACCCGAGCUGCCAGCAAGUGAUAGAUACCUCCGACGAUGAGUCAGAUUCGUCGCUCACUUCAUCCGUCUCAUCACUGUCCGAGUCGGACUCAGGCUUGAGCAGCAACGUUGAGGUCAGUGCGACUCACAACGCCACCACCAUCACAAUCGGUGACAAGCACGGCCCUCACAAUAAUCGUGUGCUGCUAUACAUUGGUGCUUCCACGACUGAGGAAAGUAACCCUGCUGAAACACACGAACACAUUUCCCAGGACGACCUUCAGGAGGUUGUCUCCUUACCAUCUACCGAGCCACAAGUCACUGAUGACUCUACGGACAAAACGUUGAUCCUGGAGUGGCGAGUCAUUGCCCACCCUUCCCCGACACUCCAGCAUCCCCUCCCUCCUCACCAGGAAGGAGACAGAGGCUCCACACCCACUUCUUUCUCGAGCGCGUAUACAGUGACGGAGCACGAGAGCACCAGCGAGGAUUCGGAAACAUCGCGACACAACUGGUUAGGCCAAGAAUCAGAAGAAGAAUCGCAAGAUAUUUCAAGAGCCUCGAGCCGUCUCAACCCAGAUGGUGUCUCAGUCACUGUUAGCGAAGCUGAUUCACUAUCCUGGAGAGACGAGGAUCAGGGCUUGCAGGGUACCGAUGAUAGUGACCCGCCCACCCACACUACUUCCGACCGUCACAGUGUUGCAGACACUACAAGCAACAGAAUCAAAGGUAUUUUGUCAGGCGUGGGAAGCAACUGGCAGUGGUGUGAACUCCGGGGGAAGCUGCACCGGUUCCGCCGCACCUCGGACAGCAGCAACAGCAGCAGUGGCGAGUCAAGUAUCGUCUACAAUUACAUCCCCUGCCGCGACCAGAGGGAAAAGGAGGAAGAGGAACUGUGGGUAGCCAAUGAAGCUGCAGAGCCCGGAGGUGGGCCAAGUUUCCAGGGAGUGGCACCUCCCCUCUGGCCUCCCCUGUGGGGCUGGGACUGUUCACUUGGUGGGGCUGGCAAGCAGGAGCUGGCGCACCACGGGCCAGUCUGGGCUGAGCAGCUGCGGGCGCCGCACGAUUGUGUGACUUCUCCGUGUUUGACAACGCUAAUGUGUACUCUGGCUCCAAGCCUCGCGCCCCUUACGGUGGGCGUCGACACCGCUACUCACAAACACUACUCCACCAGACAGAGAGUGGCUGAAGCCAAGAUCAUUAAAAUAGUGGACGAGGAGCCGAAAUAUACACAAAACUGGAACAGGCUUAGCUGUGAAACACAAAUUCCUAGUGAAGAUGUAAUCCUCCAGACGUCCACUACAACCAACAUGCCAACAAAAAGAUUCUCCUUUCUCAUUCGGAGUAACAGCGUUAAGCAGGAGAGCGUCGUCACAGAUCCCAACUCGGUGCCUGCAACCCGGCAACCAGUGUCUCCAAGUGACCAGGCUAUCCUCGAUAAGCUGGCUACUCUCAAUAUCGAGGCACCAGGUGUUGUGCUCAAGCCCAGGACAAGGUGCUCACUCUUCGAACCCCCGUGUGUUCGCUGUGGAGAGCCCGUCUACCUUCAGGAGCGAACUGAACCCACUCUCAGACUUGUCUACCACAGCUCCUGCUUCAAGUGCCAUAAGUGCGGGGUGAGACUCACUCUCAAAACGUUCUACAGAAGUCCACUAGACUCUAAGGACAGCAGAGUGUUCUGCAGGAGCCACGUACCCUCACUGGACCCGGGUCGGCUGGACCCUAGCCGACCCGACAACACGAGCAAAACCUCUCCUGACAAAACUACACCAGACCCUCACAGCCAGACCUCCAGGAAGAGCAACAACAGCGGAGACAACACCUGCGUGUCACUGCAAGACGAACUGGACAUUGUUAAGUGCGAUACGAUUGGUCUGCGUUACUUCUGAAGUCAUCUGCUGCUGGGACUUCACGUUGUUAUACAAGACCAAGAACACUUACAGUGAGAAACCAGAGAAAAAUUUAAGUUUCAAAUGAAAACUUUGCAUUACAAUUUCCACUCGGUGUCUAUUGUUGUAAAAUAUCGAGUGAAUUCAGCGCAAAAUGUGUUGUUUAUAAAGUAAACAUUACUUGCAUGUUUUACUAACAUUCUUGCCAACUGCACUGUUUCUUUUUUCAAGGUAUAUUAUGCAGGUCUGUCUCAGUAAGACAGUGCAGCUUUGUAUAAGAAAUAUUGCAGUUAUUAUUUAUAAAUAUUUAAGCUGUUUAAAUAACUUUACAUUUUACUUUUGUGCCAUUACAUGCUUUAAAAAUGUUGUAAAAAAAUAUAAAGUGAUAAAUGGUGUCCAGUUAUGAACUGAGGAUGCUAUGCAACAAUUUUUAAAUUCUGAUAGAGUAAUUCAUUAAAAUUUGAAGCACAUCUUUACCUAAAGCUCUUACUUGGUUUUCAUUACUGGGCAAUUUUAUUCAAAUGCUGAUGGACCUAUUCAUAUCCUACAGCUUUUGUACAUUUGUCUAGUCUCAUUCCUGAAAUAGCUAUUUUCCUGUAUAAAUUAA